AGGAGAAAAAAAGAUGUCAAGCUUGACAACAGAGAUUAACUUCACUGGUAUAUCUUAAACCCAACUGAUAUUGACACUUGACAGAAUGGACGAUAAUGAAAACCAAAAGUUCAGUGUUCAGCGCUGUGUUUACACUGAGCCAUUUAUUCAGCUGGUUCAUUAACCUGGAGGACAGAGUCCUGCAAAGGUUAUCAGGACAUUUUUUUUGUGAGAAGAACUGAAGCUUGUGGUGUUCUGGAAUGAUGAAGAGUGUAUCUUUGGCUUUCGUCGCCCUGCUUCCAUUAGCUUUUGGUUCAGAGCUGACAGGACUGUUUGGGAGCUUCACAUCACCAAACUUUCCAAACGUCUACCCUAACCACCAGCAUAUGGUGUGGAAUAUCACAGGACCAGAAGGACACAGGUUGCGCCUCUACUUCACUUAUUUUAGCCUGGAGCCUUCUCAUCGCUGCGAAUAUGACUAUGUUCAGGUGUUAUCAGAAGGAAAUGAGACGGUCCGGUUCUGUGGCGAAACGGAGUCAAAUUACGGUGAUGCUCCCAAAAACACUGUCAUCUAUUCUGCCAGCAACACCAUGGACGUGCUCUUCAGAUCAGAUUACUCCAAUGAGGGCCGUUUCACAGGCUUCCAGGCAUUUUUUUCUGCUGAAGACAUUGAUGAGUGCCUGAGCACUAUGGAUGGAGAGCCUGUGUGUGACCAUAAUUGCCAUAAUUAUGUGGGGGGAUUUUACUGCACUUGUCGACUGGGAUACCAACUCCACGACGAUAAGAGACACUGCCCUGUGGGUGUGAAAAUGCUUUUUCCCAAUGUAGCUGAGUGUAGUGGGCAGGUGUUUCAGGAGAGGUCAGGAGAACUGAGCAGUCCAGAGUACCCAGGUGUUUAUCCCAAGAUGAGCCAUUGUGAUUACACCAUCAGUUUGAUGGAAGGCUUCCAAGUGACCCUGAAGUUCCAAGACCUGUUUGAUGUGGAGACUCAUCCUGAAAUCCACUGCCCUUAUGACAUCCUUAAGAUCACUGCUGGUGGAAGGGAGUACGGCCCAUUUUGUGGCAGGACCCCACCGAGAGAAAUUGAGACAGGAACUCACAAAGUGCAUGUGACCUUUCGCUCAGACGGUUCUGGGAAAAACAAAGGCUGGAAGAUCAAGUAUACCAGCACAGCCCAACCAUGCCCAAACCCUGUGACUCCUCGACAUGGACAUGUCCAGCCCCAGCAGUCUCAGUACAUCAUGACAGACACCUUCAAUGUCACCUGUCAUCUGGGCUAUGAAUUAAUUCUGGGGGAGGAAGCUUUGCCCUUUUAUCAAGCCACAUGCCUGAAGGGUGGAUUUUGGAAUGGACCACUGCCUGACUGCAUCAUUGUUGAUUGUGGAAAGCCUCCAGAAGUGCAUAAUGCAAGUGUGGAAUUCACCAAGACCACAUAUAAAUCCGUGAUCAAGUAUUCCUGUGAUGAAUUCUACGCAAUUGAGGCGGGAACAAAUGGAGUCUAUACCUGUGCACAUGACGGCUACUGGAGAGAUGCCCUGGGCGGAAAAAUAUUCCAGAUAUGUUCACCAAUUUGUGGACAGCCUGAGAAAAAGCUUUCCAAGGUGAUUGGCGGGGAGAAUGCAGAAAAGAACGAGAUUCCCUGGCAGGUCAUGAUACGAAUGGGUCCCAGGUUCAUCGGUGGUGGUUCUCUCGUGUCAGACAACUGGGUCCUCACUGCUGCUCAUGUCCUGAAAACCUAUACAGACACUUCCCACCUGCAGCUGAAGAUGGGCACAGUCGAACACCAGGACAAUGAGGCAGUAGUCGGGAUUCCACAGAAAAUCUUUAUUCACCCUCAGUACCAUCACGAUAACGUUAAUUUCAACCACGACAUUGCUCUGAUCAAACUGGAGUAUAAGGUACCUGUCAGUAAAGCCGUCAUGCCUGUGUGUUUGCCUGGAAGGGAAGAGCGGUUUGUUUUGAAGGUUAAGGACAUCGGGAAAGUGUCUGGGUGGGGUGUGUGGAAUACAAACAGACCUGCAUUAUUUUCCAGUAAUCUCCAGUACAUACAUUUACCUGUCGCUGAUUUUGAGGACUGUAAGGCUAAAUAUGACUCCACAGUGACUGAUAAGGGGAAACUAGUAGUGACAGAGAACAUGAUAUGUGCUGGGUUUGCUCAGGGAGGAAAAGAUUCCUGUCAGGGGGACAGUGGAGGGCCCUAUGCAUUUUUUGACAGUCAGAGUAAAAGCUGGUUCAUAGGCGGUAUUGUGUCAUGGGGUCAUGGCUGCGCCAAGGCUGGGUAUUAUGGGGUUUAUACCAAAGUGAGUAAUUACCUUCCGUGGAUCGAAGAAAUCAUGUCAAAAAACAGUUGAAACAGUUUGAUAAGGCUUAUCUUUGGGCAAAUUAUUGUUAAUUAUUUUUAUCAUGACAAUACUGCAUGUAGCCUACAGUCAUUCACUUACUUUUUUUGGUUAUUAUUGUAUUAAUCUUGGUUUUGUACAGCACUUUGGUCGGCACUUGCUGUUUUUAAAAGUGCUAAAUAAAUAAACUAAACUGACA
This is a messenger RNA of Pimephales promelas (fathead minnow), 2517 nucleotides long. RefSeq names its product MBL associated serine protease 2 (gene masp2). Gene Ontology annotation, biological process: proteolysis; complement activation. The record is from RefSeq and is a predicted model, not a curated record. Gene Ontology annotation, molecular function: serine-type endopeptidase activity; calcium ion binding. NCBI's taxonomy places the organism in Eukaryota, Metazoa, Chordata, Actinopteri, Cypriniformes, Leuciscidae. Gene Ontology annotation, cellular component: extracellular region.